Messenger RNA from Motacilla alba alba, 1106 nucleotides. RefSeq names its product claudin 25 (gene CLDN25). The transcript has a single exon. Bases 40 to 714 code for a protein of 224 amino acids. The record is from RefSeq and is a predicted model, not a curated record. Lineage: Eukaryota; Metazoa; Chordata; Aves; Passeriformes; Motacillidae. Gene Ontology annotation, cellular component: bicellular tight junction; plasma membrane. Gene Ontology annotation, biological process: bicellular tight junction assembly; cell adhesion. Gene Ontology annotation, molecular function: structural molecule activity.
GGCUAAUCCGGGCCCGGAGGUUAGCGGGGCGGCGACGGCAUGGCCGGGGGCUGGUGGGCGAAGGCGCAGGGCGGGGGGAUGCUGCUGGCUCUCCUCGGAUGGAUCAGCUCCUGCGUCACCACCUUCGUGCCGCUCUGGAAGAACCUCAACCUGGACCUGAACGAGCUGGAGGUCUGGAACAUGGGGCUCUGGCAGGUCUGCAUCACCCAGGAGGAGGGGGUGGUUGAAUGCCAAGCCCACGGCUCCUUCCUGGCGCUGCCCCCCGAGCUGCGCAUCUCCCGCCUCCUGAUGUGCCUCUCCAACGGGCUGGGGCUGCUGGGCUGUCUCCUCGCUGCCCUGGGGCUGGAGGGCUGGAGAACCUGCGAGGACAAACCUGGGCGAAAGCGGCAGCUCCUGCUUGGCGGGGGAGCGACGCUCGGCGUGGCAGGGAUCACCACCCUGGUGCCAGUCUCCUGGGUCGCCUACAACACCGUCCUCGACUUCUGGGACGAGACCGUCCCCGACAUCGUCCCCAGGUGGGAGUUUGGGGAGGCCACCUUCCUGGGGUGGUUCGCUGGAGCCUUCCUCGCCGCGGGCGGACUGCUCCUUGCCUGCAGCGCCCGCUCCACGGGCACCGCCACGCCGCUGGCCCCCGCCUGCCGCCAGGCCCCCGCUGCCCCAGGGCUGGCUGGGGGCCACCACCUGCACCCCAAAAAUGCAGACUUGGUCAUCUAGGCCUCAGGGUGCUGUGCCCUGUGCACCUCGUGGCUCUUCCCCUGGCAGGGAGGGCUCCUGCUUGUUUCACAGGAUGAUUUGCUAAUUGCUACGGCAGCUCUGCAGGUUUCUCUCCUUCCUCUGCGUGUCUGCUUCACCUUUUCUCUGUUAAGGAGCAGCAGAUCUCCCCGCAGCACUCACCAAGCAAGCGUGGGAAGGCAACAAGCAGCGGGCAGCACUUUGUACUGCUGGUGACACCGUGGUACCAUCACUGACGGGUGACACUGUUGGCAUCCCCGGCGAGUCCCCCACAGCCAAGUCUGUCGUGGCUAAUGCUGCGCCCCAGGGCAGCAGCUCUUUCCUUGCAUGUCUGUGUUGCUCUGAUGUAUUUGCAAUAAAUUAUCAUGUCUGUU